UCAGAUUCCGCCACGCAGCCCUUCGAGAUGGCCCUCUUCCAUCUAACGGUCCAGAUCAGCAUAUGCCUAUUACAUUUCUCUUUGCUAUCUAGUGUUGUGUGGUCGAGAGAGAUCGAGAUCGAGAUCGAGAUCGUGAGAGAGUGGGCAUCUUCUUCUUACUUGGAUUCUUGCAGUUCAUCUUCCGUACGCAGCACCUUGCAAUUCCGUGGCGGGAACCCCGACUCACUCCGCCCUCUCCAGCAUGAAAAUAACCCCAUGAGUACAGAAAAAUCAGUAGGCAAACCUCCUCCAUUCUUUCAACGGUUCUCAUCCUGCUUUCAAGUCUGGAGGAAAUCGUUCUGGUCCUGACUCUCUGUGUUUCUCUUCCCAAGUGACAAUGACAACUAUCCCACCGUCAAGUACAAUGCAGGCCCACAAUCUAAACAGUGAAGUUAUCAAAUUGGCGGAAUCAUCAGUCACUGCCUAUCAUUGUGAUAGAAUUAAAGGCACCCACAAAGCAAAUAAACUGCACUCAUUGAGAAGAAACAGAAUUCGUCGAGGAAGCUCAAGUGAUGUAAUCAGUACUGCUCAUCGCAUUCAUCAUUUGAAAAUUUGUGCCAUGUCACAAAGUUUUGUUGAUCAAAUUGGGCUUCAUUUGGGUACGAGUAGUGAAACUGAAGUACUAGAAAAGACACCAUCGUAUUUAUUUAGAACGGAAAUCGGUGGGCAGGUGAAGGUAUCAGUUGGAAGAAAAAACACGAAAUAUGCCGUAUAUAUUGAAGUUUCAUCCUUGCCAAAAUGGAGCAGUGAACAUAACCUGGCAUUAAGCUGGGGCGUGUUCAGAUCUGACGCUUCACGUUUGAUGGUUUUAAACUCUCAAAGCUCAGAUCCAAACACAAGCAAGUCUUUGUCAGAAACCACUGUCCAAACGCCGUUUGUGGAGAAAUCUCUAGGUAGACAUGCAGCAGAGUUGGAAUUUGAUUCAAAUCAAGCUCCAUUCUACCUAUCUUUUCUUCUGCACUCUUCACUCGGUGCAGCUGCUGGUGAGUCAGGGAUAAGAACUCAUAGGAAAACAAGUUUCUGUGUGCCCGUGGGUAUCGGUUCAGGAUGUCCUGUGCCUUUUGGCAUUUCGUUUUCCCGCGACGGUUCGGUGAAUUUCUCUUUGUUUUCAAGGAAUGCGGAAAGAGUUGCCUUGUGCUUGUAUGGUGAGAUGACAGACGAGCCCUCAUUAGAGAUUGAUUUAGAUCCUUACGUUAAUCGAACAGGUGAUAUUUGGCAUGUUUCGAUGGAAAAUGUGGACGGCUUUGUGAGCUACGGGUAUCGAUGUAAGGGAGACAUUCUUUGGGACAAGGGGAGUAGAUUUCAUGUGCGACAUGUGCUAUUGGAUCCAUAUGCAAAGAUUCUUGGAAGUUUCUUUCCUGAUCAAGGCAAAUCUAUCUCUCUGGCAAAGUGUCUUGGGCGCUUGUCCAAGGAACCUGCGUUUGAUUGGACGGGCCAUGUCUAUCCGUGCUUGCCUAUGGAGAAACUUGUAGUUUAUCGACUAAAUGUGGGGCGUUUUACUGAGGACAAGUCCAGUCAGCUACCUACAGAUGUUGCCGGGACCUUUACUGGUCUCAUUAAGAAGCUACACCAUUUCAAAACUCUGGGUGUAAAUGCAAUCUUAUUGGAGCCGAUUUUUCCUUUUGAUGAACAAAAGGGACCCUAUCUUCCAUAUCAUUUCUUUUCACCGCUGAACUCAUACGGGCCCACAUGUGAUUGUUUGUUGGCUAUUACUUCCAUGAAAGAGAUGGUUAAAACAUUGCAUGCCAAUGGCAUAGAGGUUCUACUGGAGGUCGUUUUCACAUCCACUGCCGAGGGAGGAGAUGCUGCCUGUCAAACAAUAGCGUUCAGAGGAAUUGAUAAUUCGUCCUAUUAUAUUGUUGGCAGGGAUGCAGAAUCAGCGGCUGAUAAUGCUUUGAACUGCAAUCAUCCCAUUGUCCAAAGGAUGAUUUUGGACAGUCUACAGUACUGGGUGACCGAGUUUCACAUUGAUGGGUUUUGCUUUAUGAAUGCUGCGUCUCUAACCCAAGGGUUGAAUGGAGAGCAUUUAUCCCGCCCGCCUUUGCUUGAGGCUAUUGCAUUCGACCCAAUACUUUCCAAGACUAAGAUCAUAGCAGAUUGCUGGUCUCCACUCGAAAUGUCAUGCAAAGAAAUCCAAUUCCCCCAUUGGAAAAGGUGGGCAGAAAUGAAUACGAAAUUUUGUCACGAUGUUAGGGAUUUCCUAAGGGGUGAAGGUCUCCUCAGUGACUUCGCCACACGGCUUUGUGGAAGUGGAGACAUCUUCUCAGAUGGUAGGGGUCCGGCAUUUUCUUUUAACUUUAUCACAAGGAAUUUCGGAUUUCAUCUCGUGGACUUGGUCAGCUUCAGCAGUGGUGAUCUCUCUUCGCAGUUAAGUUGGAACUGUGGUGAAGAAGGGCCUACAAGUAAUGCUGUUGUCCUAGAAACACGACUUAAACAGAUACGCAAUUUUCUCUUCAUCUUAUUCAUUUCGCUCGGCGUUCCUGUUCUUAACAUGGGGGAUGAAUGUGGCCAAUCGACAGGUGGGUCGCUAUCUGACAGUGACCGGAAGCCUUUCAAUUGGAAUAGUCUAAAAACCAGUUUUGCUAUUCAAACGACUCAGUUUAUCGCAUUUCUAAUUAGUCUUAGAAUGAGGAGAAAUGAUAUUUUCCAGAAGAGGAAUUUUAUGCUGGUAAAAAAUAUAGAUUGGAGAGGAAAUGAUCAAUUUCUGCCAAAAUGGGAAGAUCCAUCAUCCAAAUUCCUUGCCGUGACAUUGAAGACCGAUGAAGAUGAAGAUGACAGAUCUGAUAGGGGCGACUUAUUUAUUGCCUUCAAUGCAAGCAAGUCAUCGGAGAGUGUUAUUCUGCCUCAGCUUCCCGAAGAAAUGGAAUGGCUUUGUUUGGUCGAUACUUCUCUCCCAUUUCCAGGUUUUUUCUUGGAGGAUGGUGGGCCCACCUUCAAACAAGCAGGAUUAGCCACUUAUGAAAUAAUGUCUCACAGCUGUGCUCUAUUUGAAGCUAAAAGGAGGAGUUCCUGAAUUGUUUGAGCCAUUCAAUAAAGAAUCCGCCUACAAUAAAUACUACGAUCUAAUUGGCAGUAGCUUUUCAAUAAUUCCAUUUAGCUUAAAGCUGAAAAGCUAGUAAAUAAAGAGAAGGGAAAUCUUGCGACUUGUGUUGCUGAUUGUAUUGGAAGUUGUUGAGCGGUGUAAUCUAAAGCAGUAAUCAGUGUAUUUGUAAUGUAAGAGUUGUGUUAAUGAAGUUGAACGUAAGUUAUGUUGUGAUUCUUAAACAGAAA
This is a messenger RNA of Magnolia sinica, 3309 nucleotides long. Its product is annotated as isoamylase 2, chloroplastic. The transcript is spliced from 2 exons. The record is from RefSeq and is a predicted model, not a curated record. Lineage: Eukaryota; Viridiplantae; Streptophyta; Magnoliopsida; Magnoliales; Magnoliaceae. Bases 377 to 3052 code for a protein of 891 amino acids. Gene Ontology annotation, biological process: starch biosynthetic process. Gene Ontology annotation, molecular function: isoamylase activity.